UGGCGCAAUGUGUUUGGUACACACCCCGUACUACCACUUGUGUGGCCAUUAUGGCCCCCGAGUAGUCGCACCUAAUGGCCGAUGUGCCCGCGCAGAGCGCACGCCAGGAGCAUGUUGGGAGCCACAGGAUAUUGGCAUCAGGCCUUUGGAAGCAAUGUGCACCGGUUGCGAGCGCAUCACAAAGACUGCAGAAAUCCAUCAACACGACACUUCCACACUCGGCCCUGUUGAUGUCGGCAAGUUCAACCAGCUGGUAAAGCUACACAAGCAAACCGCGAGCGAAGCAAGCACCUAUUCUCCAAUCACAUCCACCGCAACUCUACCACCUCCAACCGAUCAGGAUUCACGCAGACCCAGCAUAGCCAGUGAGACCUCUAUCACCUCUACCGCAGCCAGUACAAUGUCUACCGGCGGGCGUCCACCAAUCUACAGCAUUUCGGCUUGGACAAAGGUUGAGGAAUGGACCAAGCAGAACACGAAAAAUCACCAGAUUGGA
Aureobasidium uvarum is the source of this 496-nucleotide messenger RNA. The record is from the annotation of a GenBank genome assembly. NCBI's taxonomy places the organism in Eukaryota, Fungi, Ascomycota, Dothideomycetes, Dothideales, Saccotheciaceae.